Messenger RNA from Cuscuta epithymum, 1837 nucleotides. The record is from the annotation of a GenBank genome assembly. NCBI's taxonomy places the organism in Eukaryota, Viridiplantae, Streptophyta, Magnoliopsida, Solanales, Convolvulaceae.
ACACAUUUCUCUAUAUAUCCCCUUUCCCCUCAUAGGUAAAAACCAAACCAAAUCAACAACCCCCAAACAAACUCCACCUUUUGAAACCAUCGUCAUUUCAAGCAAGUACCUUUUCAUCGAAUCUCCGGCCGGCCAUCCAGCUGUUUCGCAACAGACAAGAACCCAAGAACAGAAAGAUCCUGUUUUUCUUGCUAGGAACUGAUAUGGGUAGGCCUCCAUGCUGUGAUAAACAGGGGGUCAAGAAAGGGCCUUGGACUCCUGAGGAAGAUAUCAUGCUUGUCUCUUAUGUUCAGGAACAUGGCCCUGGGAACUGGAGAAGUGUUCCUUCCAAUACUGGUUUGAGAAGGUGCAGCAAGAGUUGCAGGCUUAGAUGGACAAACUAUCUCAGGCCAGGUAUCAAGAGGGGCAACUUCACCCUUCAAGAAGAGAAGAUGAUCAUUCAGCUUCAGGCUCUCCUUGGCAACAAGUAAGCAAUCAUAAGUCAUAAUCUUACAAAUCAACAAAUUUAUUUCUUGUCGGUGCAGAUCUGGAAAUGAAUUCAAAAAAAGUGAUGAUAUGUUUUAUAAAAAAUAUAGUACAGAGUAUGUAACUUUUUAUACCUUUUUAUCACUAUAAUUUACUUUAGUUUUACCCCAUUUUUAUGCAUGUUAGAGGAAAUCUUACAAAUGAACAGAUUAAUGAACUCAAUAAAUGAAUGCUGGGUAAUAAAUAUUGAUGGGGAUUUGUCUAAUUUUUGUGCAGAUGGGCUGCCAUAGCAUCUUAUCUUCCAGAGAGAACAGAUAAUGACAUAAAGAACUACUGGAAUACACAUCUGAAGAAAAAGCUGAGAAUGGUGGAAAGUGGAGGAGAAGAUUAUUGCGGUCUCUCUUCCUCUGAGCUUAACAACAGAUUCUCCUCAUCAUCUUCAAUCUCUGGGUCUUCCUCAAAGGGGCAGUGGGAGAGGACGCUCCAAGCGGAUAUAAACACAGCCAAACAAGCCCUUAAUGAUGCUUUGUUAACUCUUGAGGAUGUCCAUCACAGAACUCUGCUCCCUGUGGAUUUCGCUUCCCACGCGCCGCCGCCGCCGCUGCAGUGCAAUAAUAACAAUGUCAACGCCGCCGCCUUGUACGCCUCCAGCGCGGAGAACAUCGCAAGAUUGCUCAAGGGGUGGAUGGGUGCUCCGGCGAAGUCCUGCUCGACGUCGACGGGGACUUUCCAGGUCUCCUCGAAUAGCAACGCCGCCGGUAUGACCGCCGUCACCGACACCUCUUCCUCCUCCGAUGAUGCUACCCGACAGGACGAGAUUUGUUUGGACGAAGCGUUCGAUUCCCUGUUCGGGUUCGACACUUCCAUGACGUCCGACCAGCUGUCCCAGUCAGCCUCGCCGGAAGAUGGCGCCGGCGGUAUGUUUCACGGCGAGAGCAAGCCGCAAAUCCCGUUGUCGGCGAUGCUGGAGAGCUGGCUGCUCGACGACAUUCAUGGGGUUGACUAUGGAAGUGCUGAUUUGUUUUAGAAUAAUCAUUUCGCUAAAUGUUAUUAGUAUCAUUUUUUUGUAAGAACUAAACUGCUCGUUUUUUUUGGAGAGAAAACAUUUAUCUGAUCGUAUGUUUCUACCGGAUUCGCCGGACAAUUGUCCGGCCGUUGACCUUCUAGAAAAAUUCAACGAAAAGUCAUCAUAUCGAUCCCUUGCUGGAAUUAAGGCGAGUUUGUUUCGUUGUUUCCUGCAAUUUUAACCAGAAUGCCUCGGCAUUAGGAGUUCUAUAAAUGAGUUUCUAGCGAAGCAUAAUAUACUGAGCGUUGACUUUGUGAUUUAACUUUUUUUUGUUAUAAAAGGAUGAUUGUUUCGUAUUCUUUGCAG